This is a messenger RNA of Spodoptera litura, 3191 nucleotides long. RefSeq names its product ric8 guanine nucleotide exchange factor A (gene ric8a). Gene Ontology annotation, cellular component: cytoplasm. Lineage: Eukaryota; Metazoa; Arthropoda; Insecta; Lepidoptera; Noctuidae. Gene Ontology annotation, molecular function: guanyl-nucleotide exchange factor activity; G-protein alpha-subunit binding. The record is from RefSeq and is a predicted model, not a curated record. Gene Ontology annotation, biological process: G protein-coupled receptor signaling pathway.
GUCAACGAAGAAAAAGUCUAGUCUUUGGUCAAAAAUACAAUCAAUUUUUAUGUUUUUGUGCCAUCUCGGAUUAUCUUGUAGCUAAGCUAAGAAGCUUGUAGCUAAGCUAAAGUAUCUUUAUUUUAACUUGGAAGUAGCACGUAUUGAUACUAUCUAUUCUAAUCUAUUGGUAUUCAAAUUCAUAUACAAAAACCAUGGUAUUAUUCUGAGUGUAUUGUUUCUAUGUGAAUCGAAAAUAGUAAUCCAGGAACAGUUACGAUCUAAAACAGUUUAAAAGUGAAUACAAUCCUUUUAACAUGGAAGAACAUGAAAUUGAAAGCCUCAGUACUAAUAAGAAUGUAGAAGAGGUCUGCCAAGUAGUACAGAACUUCCUGAAAAAAAAUGAAAAUGCUUUUACUUUCCCUAACUUGGCAGAAAAGAAUCAAAGAGCUUUGUUAUGGACAGCCUUGUUUCAACGUUUACAAGACAAGUCAUCAGGAUCAGCCCAUGCUCUUUGUUUAGCAGCAAUAAGAGUAUUGAGCCGAGAUAAAACUGAUCUUGAAAACUUGAUCUGUGAAAAAUGGAUAACAACACUCAUAGAAAGAGCAGGCUUAUAUAAUUUCGAAGCUCUUGAUGAAGAGGCCAUGGUGCCACUAGAGAUAAUGGAGAAGGAUGUUGCAGUUGAGGCAUUGAAAUGUCUUUGCAACUUGACUUUCAACAGUGAAGUGGCCCGAGCUCUCUGUGCCCAUACAUCUAUUGCUCAGGGACUGGUAGCCCGGCUGAGAAUCUACAGAGAUAUGCCUUUCAAAGAAGAAAUCAUGCUGUUCGACUUAAAAUUACUGUUUAUCCUUACUGCUCUGAGGCAUGAUAUUAAAACUAAAAUAAAAGAUGAACUUCAUGGUAUGGAAUACUUGAUUAAUUGUCUGGGGGAAAUAUUGACAGAGGCUUCAAAUGCUGAAGACCAGGCUUCAAGUAGUAGUGGCUUGGUUGAAGGGGCCCAUCACUGUUUUCUACAGGACAAUCAACAAGCCAUAGUCUGUGAGAUUCUCAAGACCCAGUUCAAUUUGAUCCUGCAAUCUGGCUCUGAGGAACCAACAGAUGAAGAGGAGGAGGCUAUGUACUUGAAACUAAUGCCAGUGAUGACUGCCCUCCUCUAUGCUCAUACUUCCACCGAGGAGAAACUCAUGGAGUUGCGCAGUAAUAUUGCUAAUUUGCUUACAAGCGUUCCUCCAAUGUUUUACCCCUAUUUGAUUCCGGAGCUUGCUAAGGGAGAAAGAGCACAGUAUGAGUAUGACGGGAGGAAUAUGGAUGCAUUGCAAGCUCUCAUACUACUGUUACAAUACAGGCUCACAAUAACUACAGGCACCAAAAAUCAGUAUGAAAACCUGUCGCCAAUACUGACAGUGUUGAACAAGAGUUCACGUGGAUGUCGUUCCCAGAGAAAGUACCUACGUCAGGUGGUGUUGCCACCCCUUCGUGACGUGUCCCGUCCUCCCGAGAAGGGCAAUACUCUAAGAAACCAGCUCUGCAGGCUUCUAACCACACCAGUUACGUCAGUCAGGGAUUUGGUUGCCGAGUUUCUAUUUAUUCUGUGUAAAGAAAAAGUGGGCCGGAUGGUGAAGUACACUGGUUUUGGUAACGCGGCCGGUCACCUUGCACAGAAGGGGCUUCUAAGCGGCGGCCGAACUGGCGACUAUUCGUCUAGCAGUGACGACUCAGACACCGAGGAAUAUUUGGAAGCACAGCCGAACAUUGACCCCGUCGUAGGGUGCACUCGACCUCCUCGCAUUAACCCCUUUGAAGGAAUGAGUGAUGAACAGAAAGAGUAUGAGGCGAUGAAAUUGGUGAAUUUAUUCGACAAGAUGGUGACUGAAGGUGUGAUGAAGCCGGCCCGUAUCGGACCGGACGGUCGCCCCCAAGCUGUGGAGCAUGUGCUUGAGUUAAGGGAACAUCCGCCGAACAGACCACAGUCCUAAAGAAACGGGAUAACAACGUAAAGGAAUUCAACAUGCGGUACCUUGUCGUAUUUUUGAUGCGCUAUGGUAUAGGCAACAACAGGAGUAUCACGACGUCAAUCGAACGAAUCCUGCUGUUGAUUCGGAUCGCGCAUUAAAAUUCGAAGUAAUCUUCCCCAAAGAUGAAUACGUAAGUUAAUUAUUCAUCUAGAUUUGGAUGACGUCAGAAAUGCAUUUGUCAGGAAUUUCUAAAUUUAAUAUUCUUGUGUGGCCAAAGUGAGAAUAGGAAAGAAGGGUUGAAACUACUUCCAAUUAGAUACUCGAUUGAAUUAGGCAUAGGUUAGACAUUUGGGACUUCUAGUGCAUGUUGAAUAAAUAGGUUUCUUCAAGUUAGUAUUUUGAUCUUCGAUUUAUAUUAAAUAGCAGGUAGAAUUUAAAUGAAUUUUUAAAUAGUAAGAGAAAUAUAUUUUUAUUGUAUUGAGGUUUGGUGUAGCGAGGAUUUUGGCGAACAAAUGAGAACUAAGUCAUGUGGAAUGCGAAGGUAUGAAAUAUCAAGGAUCAUGUAGAUUAGUUUGUAAAGUAGCAUAAUAAUUGCCAGCCUAGCCUUAACCAAUCUGAUUGUAUGGAGCAGGCUGUUACUGCCGUUACUAGAGCUGCCUUAGGAUCGUUUAAUGUACUUCUACACUUUUUUAAACUCUUUGUGAUGCAUUCGUUAUUUGUAAGUAUAUUAUUGUGUGAUAUCAUUAGACAAAUUACAUAUUUAUUUUAUUUUAAGCGGGCCAUUUGAAUAUCGUACAGAUUACAGCGUUCAUUUUAGCGAAUUUUUAGUAAAACAAAUCAAUAUUCGAUUGUUAUUGAUUGCAUGUUGUGACUAGACGACCUAGGGACCUGUAGUGGCCUAAGAUAUAUAUUUAUCGUCAUAUAUUUUGUGCCAUUAGUACGUACUAAGUAGAACACGUGGUUGCGUUGUGUAUUUGGAAUUACCAAAGUAUUUCUUUAUAAUUCUUCAGUGCAAUAUAGCUUGUUAAUAGUACGCGUAUUACAUUAAUGUUUGGAUUCAAAUGAACACCUGACAUCGAGUAAAAUGUUCUAAAAUGUAUUAUGUAGCUUUAUUUGACAUAGAAUUUUUGAAGAUUCGAUAUAUUCAUUCGAUGUAUUUCGUAGGAAUUUAUCAGUAAUUAGUAGGAUAUUUAAGUAUUUUAUUGUAACAAAAAUCUGUUAAUAUUAUGUUUUUUUAAUGUAAUGUUAUUACAAUUU